Molecule: messenger RNA, 969 nt
Organism: Danio rerio (zebrafish)
Lineage: Eukaryota; Metazoa; Chordata; Actinopteri; Cypriniformes; Danionidae
Source: RefSeq
GACGUCACGCGCGCGCGUUCAUCCGACCAGACACUCGGCGAGUCCGCGCGACCCUCACGGAUAUUUUACACCUCAAAAACCUCAACAAGGCGACCAGUUAAAGAGCAGCCGAGGAAAUAAAGCAAAGGCAGAGACAUGUCAGUGGCAGGGUUGAAAAAGCAAUUCCACAAAGCGACUCAGAAAGUCAGUGAGAAGGUCGGAGGAGCUGAAGGCACAAAACUGGACGAUGAUUUCAAAGAAAUGGAAAAGCUGGCUCUGCUGGACGCUGGUGAGUCGAUGCGUGAGCUGGGUGAGGUGAAAGACGCUCUGGACAUCACAGUGAAGCAGAACUUCAUCGACCCGCUGCAGAACCUGCACGACAAAGACCUCAAGGAGAUACAACAUCACCUGAAGAAGAUGGAGGGUCGCCGUCUGGACUUCGACUAUAAGAAGAAGCGCCAGGGGAAAGUGACGGACGACGAGAUCAAGCAGGCGCUGGAGAAAUUUGACGAAUCCAAAGAAAUCGCAGAGCAGAGCAUGUUCAACCUGCUGGAGAACGACAUUGAGCAGGUGAGUCAGCUGGCCGCUCUGGUUCAGGCUCAGGUGGAGUAUCAUCAACAGGCCGCAGAGAUCCUGCAGCAGCUCUCCAGCAAGAUCGAGGACAGGGUAAAGGAGAUGUCUGACAAACCGCGGAAGGAGUUCAUUCCUAAACCCCGCAUGGAGCUUCAGCUGCCCAUCGAGACCCUCAAUGGAGGAAUAAACUCUGCCAAAUCACCCGCACGCUCGCCUGGUACACAGCUGGAUCAGCCGUGUUGUCGCGCGCUCUACGACUUCGAGCCGGAGAACGAGGGCGAGCUCGGCUUCAAAGAGGGCGACAUCAUCACUCUGACCAAUCAGAUCGACGACAACUGGUACGAGGGCAUGAUCCACGGCCAAUCAGGAUUCUUCCCUAUUAACUACGUGGACAUCCUGGUGCCUCUGCCUCACUAG